UCACAUGACCGUCAUGUGACCGCAGACGGCUGAAUAACCAGGAAGUGAAACCUGUUUACAAAAUGUGACUGAAGAUACCACAUGAGCUGCAUGACUUGAGUGGAAAACGAAUAUCCCUGUCACUCAUGAGGAUUAUUUACAGUCACGUGACCUACAGCUGCAGAAACAGCAUGGAGGGAGCAGGUGUGCUUUUUCUGGUUGCUCUUCUAACAGGAACACUCACACACAUCAGAGCAGGCAGCGAUGAAUGCAAGGCGAAGUCUUUUGGCCAGAGCUCAGUAGUAUGUGAGUGUAAUGCUACAUACUGUGACUCGGUUGGUCAUGUCAACUUGCCUGCUGUGGGUCACUUCCUGUCAUUCCUGAGCAGCAGGGCGGGUACGAGACUUCAGAGGCAACAGGGUCAAGUUCAGAAGAACAGCACUGGAGCAGCUCUCAGGAUCACUCUGGUCCCCACAGAAAAGUACCAGCAUGUUAAGGGCUUUGGAGGAGCCAUGACAGAUGCGGCUGCCAUGAACAUUCUCUCUCUGUCGACCAGAUCCCAAGACCAGCUGCUCAGACAGUACUUCUCCCCAGAGGGUAUAGAGUACAACCUGGUUCGAGUACCGAUAGGCAGUUGUGAUUUUUCGACUCGUCUGUAUACAUAUGCUGACUCGCCUGAUGACUACAGCUUGCUCAACUUUAGCUUGGCUGAAGAAGACACACACAUGAAGAUUCCUCUGCUGCAGCGGGCACAAGCUCUGUCAGCUCGCCCGCUGUCCCUGUUUGCUUCUGCCUGGACCUCCCCGGCUUGGCUGAAGACCAAUGGUGCGCUUACAGGGAAGGGCUCGCUUAAAGGAAUGCCUGGGGGCAAAGAGUAUAAAACCUGGGCGCAGUACUACAUCAGAUUUCUAGAAGACUAUGAGAAGCACAAUAUCUCAUUCUGGGGUUUGACUACAGGAAAUGAACCCACUGCAGGUGAAAUGACUAACUACAGCUUCCAGGCUUUGGGUUUCACUCCUGAGCUCCAGCGUGAUUGGAUUGCUUUGGACCUUGGUCCUGCCCUUCAUUCAUCUCCUUAUGCCAAAACCCACCUUAUGAUCCUGGAUGACCAAAGGCUCCUGCUUCCUCACUGGGCCAAAGUGGUUCUGAGUGAUGUUCACGCAGCUCGAUAUGUUCAUGGAAUUGGUGUUCACUGGUACAUGGAUCUCUUUGCUCCUGCUAAAAUCACACUGACAACCACACAUGACCUCUACCCAGAGUAUUUCAUUUUGGGCACAGAGGCGUGUUCUGGUUUUAGCAGUCUUGACCGUGGUGUGCGGUUGGGCAGCUGGGAAAGAGCCGAAGAUUAUGCCCACGACAUUAUAGAGGACCUAAAUAACUAUGUGACUGGAUGGACAGACUGGAACUUAGCACUAGAUAUGAGCGGUGGACCAAACUGGGUCAAGAAUUUUGUGGACAGCCCCAUUAUCGUGGACCAGAGCAAAGACGUCUUCUACAAGCAGCCGACUUUCUACAGCAUGGCCCACUUCAGCAAGUUCCUGUGGGAGGGGUCUCAGAGAAUAGGUGUGUCUGUUUCUGAACACACCUCGCUGGAAAGUUCUGCCUUCAUCAGACCUGAUGGUUCAGUAGUGAUGAUCAUUUUAAACAGAUCUAACGCUGAAGUGCAUUUUGAAGUAUGGGACCAGACCCUCGGCUUUCUGCCUGCAACUGCUCCUCCUCACUCCAUCCUCACACUUCUAUGGGCCACAUCCUAGUUACCAGUAUUGAAAUAUAGCUUUAAUUUUGCAUGAGCGUAUAGCUUAAACACAACAGACCUCUAGAUAUUUCAGAGAUGAUGCAAAAUGAUCAAUCAUUUUAGUUCUAAUCAAACCUAUACAUGGGCUGAUUGUCAGGAAACCAGGUCACUAACAGUAGUUUAAGUGACAUGCUACAGUGAAAAGACCUUUUGUCUUGACCAAUUUUUACCUCGCCGGCGACAAGCAAGCGGGGCGAGGUAUUGUAAACAGCGCAGUUUGUGUCCGUUAACAAUCUAGCGUCUAGACGGUUGCACUGAUUGACUUCAAAUUUUCAGGGUAGAUGGGCAAUGGUCUGUAGAUUACUUGAUUACGUUUCGGGGGUAAUCGGGUCAAGGUGAAGGUCACCAGAAAGGCCCGGUGAGGUUUUUUUUUUUUUUUCCCCUCCCUCUCUCAAGUUCAGGGAAGGAAAUCAAGACAUGAUCUGUGGCCUGAAAAUGAAUAAUCGUGAACUCCGGACUGUUUGAAACAGUUGAUUUAUAGCAGUGUUUGAUGGAGCUUGUCUUGAUUCUGAAAGAAAAUGAUUCUGGAGCUUUAAGGUGUUUGAGAGACCAUUAUCUUUUCAAUAAAAAAAAAAAAAAAAAGUGUGAAAAAGAGACGUGGAAGCUUUAAUAUGCAUAAAUUAGCACUGAAAAAUUGCAGAUUUAAAGUGACUUGAAACUUCAAGACGUGCUUGACCUGCUUUUAAUGUGAUAAUUUGGUAGACAGUUUGAAGCCAUGUGUACAUAAUUGGAUGGAAACAUUUCCAGGAGGUCUUAACAGUAAAGGCUGCUAUUAUCUUAAGAAGACAGCAUUGGUUUUAAGAGUCCUGUGAUGUGUUUAAAAAUGCAUAUGCAUUGACAGACAGCUCGGUCAGAGGAAUGUAAGAGGCUACAGUUCAAAUACAAACAAUAGUAACCUUUAUGAUCCAUGUCUGACUUUCAUUAAUGUCAUUAACACAGCUAAUUGGUAUUGCUUCUUGAUCAUACGCAAGCGACCUUGUGUAUAAAUCAAUGGCAAUUUGUCAGGCUGAAGAUGUGAAAAAUUAGAUAUUUUAUAUAUCAAACUGAUCACUGUUAAAUGAAUAUUAAAAUGCACUAAAAUGAGUUUGGUUGAAGGGGGGGGAAAAAUGAACAAAGUUUAACUGGAUGCUGUAGAAAAACCAAGAUUUCAAUUAAACAAAAUUAUGAAAUCAAA
This is a messenger RNA of Neoarius graeffei (lesser salmon catfish), 2948 nucleotides long. RefSeq names its product glucosylceramidase beta 1 (gene gba1). NCBI's taxonomy places the organism in Eukaryota, Metazoa, Chordata, Actinopteri, Siluriformes, Ariidae. Bases 126 to 1733 code for a protein of 535 amino acids. The record is from RefSeq and is a predicted model, not a curated record. The transcript has 11 exons. Gene Ontology annotation, biological process: glucosylceramide catabolic process. Gene Ontology annotation, molecular function: glucosylceramidase activity.